Messenger RNA from Blepharisma stoltei, 1821 nucleotides. NCBI's taxonomy places the organism in Eukaryota, Ciliophora, Heterotrichea, Heterotrichida, Blepharismidae. The record is from the annotation of a GenBank genome assembly.
AUGGUUUCCAAUAAAUUAUCUUCUAAGAAGGCCAAAAGCCAGAAAGAUGAGACCAAACACAAAAAAGCAGCCAAAGCUACUGAUAAAAAGAAAUCACAAAAGCAAAAAACUAGGAGCUCAAAGCAAAAUAAAGAGAUUAAAACCAUAAAUGAUGUUCCUAUCAAUGACUUCAUUAAAGAGCGCAUAAUCCAAUUAAGUUCCAAUGAUUUGUCAGAAAAGAAAGCACAAUUGAUAAGUUCUGCCAUAAAGUCUCUUGAUAUUAUGGCUGGCUUUAAAAAUGAGCCAAACCUUUCCACGUUUAUUGUUGAGCUGGGCACAAUUUUGCUUGAUAAAUCUGGAAGCACCAAUGGGACUUCCAUCAUAAUUCUUACCAAUAACAGAGAAUCAGCGAUACAGUAUGGGGAAACAGCAAAUGAAAUUUUGGACUCAACAAACUAUUCACGUGGAGUAAUUGCUGAAGGGACUAAUACCAAAGGAGAAUCCAAAAAAUUAGAAAAAAGCAUAAAUCUCUUAAUAGCGACUCUCAAUUUAAAAUGGAGAGACCUGGCAAGGGGUUGCUCCCUUACAUAAGCUCAGUCAAGGAUCUUCUGAGGGCUUGGGCUAACAGAGACAAUAUCCAAUGGCGCGGGGCAGUGGGAAAAGAGAGUUCUAAGGGCUAGACGCGAAGGAAGUUCUAACGGUUGUGCAACUGCCGACUUGUCGCUCAGAGCGGAGGUCGUUCUCAAUCAGCAGCUUGCAGAGGAAGAAUAGAUUUAAAUUAUUAAGUAAUCUUAUCAAUCAAUAGCGACUCCUCAAAGAUUAUUAUACCAUCUAUCAAAUACAUCUGAUUUUAAUUAUCAAGAGCUAAAGGCUAUCAUUAUAGAUGAUGCAAAUGCUUUCCUCUCUAGCGGCCUUGCAGAUUCCAUUUCUCAAAUAGAAAAGUUUCUCCCAAAAUCCACACAAAAAAUUGUUUUUUCAGAUACCAGACUCAAUCCUCAAAAUUCAAUAUUGAAUUUAAAUAACCAAAUAGAAAUUGGCUUUGAAAACUCACCAGAUACCGAACAAAGUGGACAGGCUAUCCAAGGCUACGUUAUAGUGAAGCCAGAUCAACGUCUAAACUUAUUAUAUUCUUUCCUCAGAAAGCACCAAGAUAAAAAAAUUCUUGUUUUUUUCAAUUCAUCAAAUUCAGUAAAAUUCCAUAAUGAUUUAUUUUCUCACUUUGGGCUUUCAGUAAACAGCUUGUAUGGCAAACAAAAGCUUCAGGAUAGAGAAGAAAUUUAUAAAUUAUUCUGUGACGCUGAAUUAGGCACACUUUUAUCUACUGAUGUAUUGUUUAAAGGGCUACAAAUCCCAGAUUGUGACUGGAUUAUACAAUACGAACAGCCAAAUUCUGCUGAAGAUUAUGCUAUUAAAAUCGAGAAUGCAGUAAGGGCUAAUAAAGAAGGUAAAGGGUUAAUUUUCCUUCAGCCACAUGAAAAUGGGUUUACCAGAUUUUUAAAAAAUAACUUUGAGUUUCAAUACACACAAAAUAAACUCACAAAUAUUCAAGCUGAAACUCAAAGGGUUAUAGGGAAAAACUAUGAUUUACAUAGAUUUGCAAGAGAGGCUCAUAGAGAUUAUGUUUUGGCAUACCAUUCUAACCAUUUGCAGGAAGUAUUUAAUUUUGACUCUUUGGAUUUAGCUAAAAUUGCGCUGUCUUUUGGAUUUGAGACUCCACCAAGGGUAAAUAUUUAUGAUAAGAAAAAUGAGCAGGAGAACUCAAAACGCGCACAAAAGUUUAUGGAGAAGGAUAUUCUAAAUAAUGAAGAAGAGCAAGCAGAUGAAAAUUCAAUGGAAGAAUAA